This is a messenger RNA of Magnusiomyces paraingens, 3165 nucleotides long. RefSeq lists its product as uncharacterized. The record is from RefSeq and is a predicted model, not a curated record. NCBI's taxonomy places the organism in Eukaryota, Fungi, Ascomycota, Dipodascomycetes, Dipodascales, Dipodascaceae. The transcript has a single exon. The coding region runs from base 1 to 3165 and encodes 1054 amino acids.
AUGCCAUCGCUUCGCUUCUUUUUGGCGUCACUGCUUAAGCAGCUGCUACGCCUUUUGCGGCCGCGAUUAAGAGAAUCGCCCUCCUUUUUCAAUGUUUUAUGGAUAUUCGUUCCAAUACUAGUUGGUCUCGCUAUUCUGAGCAACAUAAAACACAUGGACCAAUACACCUUAGCAACCCCUUACAAAAAGGGCCCCAUGCAAACUAAAGUUACAUCCACUUUGACCUCAAAUUGCGACUCCAUACUUAAAUAUGGCCGCUACAUUGAAGACGUUAACGAAUCGCCUUCAGGAUGGCAACCAGACGGGUGUGCCAUGAAAACUUACCGGUCCAUAGAAACUGACGACUUAUCCUCGUGUUUUAAACCCGGAGAUCAAGUCAUCUUUUUCGGCGAUUCAACUGUUCGCCAAGUUUUUUGGGGGUUCGCCAACACCCUUCAUCGGGGCUCUUUGCAAAAAAUGGAUAGUCAUGCCAAUUCUCAAAUCGUUGUUAACGGUGUCACAAUCACUCUUGUUUGGUCUUCUUACUUUAACGAAUCUACAGCCGGCAAUAUCCGGUCAAUUGCACGCAACGGUCUUAAAGCAAAUGAAAAAAUCCAGCCUUUGAAAUACAAUUUGGAUAUAAAUUACAAGCCAAAAACUUACCUUUAUAUGACUGCAGGAUCUUGGUUUGCUGGCAAGGAAGACCCUACCGUUGUAGCCAAGAGUUAUGCGGAAAAAACAAGCGCCAUUCUCAAAGAAAUCGAUAACCGUGUAGACGAUGCUUUUGAAGCAGUUUACUUUGCUCCACUUCUUAUUCCACACUACGAUUCGCUAGAUAGAAACCGUCAAAUAUCCAUGACUCAUAGCCAAAUCCAUUCUGUCGAAAGAAUUGCCGAUGAAUAUUUUAAUUACGUCCGCAUUAACGAGACCGUCAAAAGCCCUCUUGAACCAACUUUGUAUACUGGAGGUGUUAGAUAUCGGACCCGCAAAGGUCGUACAGAUCAGAUUUCAGCUUACUAUGUCCCUGUCUUUAACGAACUUUCUGCAGAAAAUCACCAAGGAUCCCAUGAUGAUAUGGGCAUUCAUUUCUGGGAACGUGGAUUCCUUAUCCAAGCAAACAUUCUUCUCAAUCAUAUGUGCAAUAAUCGCAUUGCUAAAGCAACUGGUAGACCACCAUCUGGAGCUACUUGCUGUGUGGAGUAUGAGGACUACAAAUACGGCACCAAACAUUCAAUCUUUAAACCGUCAAUCCGCCAAAUUUUUGACAAAAGUAUCUUGAUAAUCCCCCUUUUCGCUCUUAUAUUUGCAGCAUAUAGUUAUGAUAUAAACAUGGCUAUGCCAAUUUUUAAAGCCUCAGUUACCACUGUAGUUAUCCUUGGUCUUAUAACUGCUUGGGCUCGCAUCUCCAACGAAACACAGCUUAUUUCUAAAGUUUCGAUAUUUUAUAGCCCUACAGAAAUGUCUGGCUUACUACAAUUAUGGGCCAUUAUUUCAAUUCUUUCUAUUUUUUCUCUUACGCAAUACUUUUCUUAUGGCGUUGAAAAAAUUUCAACCAAAGUCACACAGCAGUCACGAUAUCGUCUCGCCAAACCUUUGUUGUUAGAACUACAAGGUAUCUGUGUUUCCCUUCUGCUUAUUAUCCAAUUCACAGGGUAUAAUAUCAUUCCGCACGUUUUUGAUGGCGAGCUUCUUACUCGGGUGUUUGUUAGUACUUGGUCUCUAGUGGAAUUAUACAUUUUUUGUCUCGAAUAUUUUGAUUCAUUCAAAUCAAUCCAAGUUGAUGGUCAAACUCCUCUUGCAAAUGCAACCUUAGAACAGGCAUACACUUUCCCGCUCCCAGUUUUUGCAAAAUCUUUUGCUCGAGUAUUAACUUUGCCAAUGCUUCUUUCAGUCAGUGUUACAUAUUCAGUCCGUGAUUCGCUUCCAGGUACUGUCCCACAAUCUUACAUUGAUCCUGCUUGCAAGCUUGGAUUUUGGUACAUUUUUGUUUAUUUUUGUUUUCCUAUGAUUAGCUUUAUGUCAAAGGCUUCCUUCGUCACUAUAAAAGAUUCAUUUACAAAGGAUAAUAAUCUCAACGAUUUGGAAACAGACUCUUCCGUGAUUCAGACUCUUCCUAGUAUUCAAUUUGGAAUUCAAACUUCAAUGCUUAUUCUUGGCUCUUCUAUUCCUCAGCUUUUGAUGCCUGUUAUUAUUAGUUUUAUCGAUAUAGACCCCUUUAAUAACUUUGUUCGAGCCCUGAUUUCUAUAUAUGAUGACUACUGGUCAAUGCUUUUCGCAAUCUGGGCGGCUCUAUAUUCAUGCACACAAAUCUUUAUUUCUAACAAAAAUGUUGCUGAUGCUGCAUGCCCCACACCCAUGAUUUUUGCUGCUGCAGGGUUUGCAUUACUAGGCAUUUUUGAUAUCGGUAAAUAUGCUUUUGAGUACUACCUGCCCGAAUCCGAGGCUGGUGUAACACACCCCAUUUCAUUUAUCGACCGUCACCAAGAGCCCUACAACUUGCUCCUGGAUGCGCGUGGCCGUGACUAUACAGCUCUGGCUCAUACUGUUUUUGUUAUUGGUGGUACUUGUGCUUAUUUCAUUAUCCGUUUAGGUCUGCUGCGAUACACUCGCAAAAAGAUUCAGAGCCGCCCACAAAUGAUUCAGUACUUUUACAUUGAUUGCUGGGUUCGUAUGGCAAAAUUUGGAUAUGAGUUAUUGGAACUGUAUCCAUAUGUUUUCCUUGCUCUGAGUGGAACAGUUAGACUUCAUUAUCUGCCUACUGGUAUUGUGCACUCGUCACUGUUGACUCGCACUUAUGGGUUUGUGAGUCAAAAAUUUGUUUUCCCAUAUUUCAAAUGGCGUUUGAUUGAAAAGGUUCGUAAAACUGCCUCAAUAUUGCUUUCGCUGACCGUAUUGUUGCUGCUGGCACAUGGCGCAGCGUCGGUUUGGAACAAUCACAUUAUGAGGGUUAGUGCGGACGACUUUGAAGAAGUGAAGGAGGAAGAAGAAAAGGAAGUAGAUGAGGAGAAAAGACAAAAUGGGGAUAUGCAACAGGAUACUGGUAUUAUACUUGCCAUUAAUGUUGCGGAGAACUUGGCUAAUGGAUCGGUUCUAUUUGAACAACAAGAAGAAGGGUUGGUGAUGAUGACCCCUGAGGAGGAGAGUAAAGAAGUUUCACAAGAUAAUAGUUCUGGGAAGCUUGAAUGA